AGAGAGAGAGAGAGAGAGAGAGAGAGAGAGAGAGAGAGAGAGAGAGAGAGAGAGAGAGAGAGAGAGAGAGAGAGAGGGGAAGAGAUGCGAAGUUAAGAGUCAACUCUUACAGUCGGCCGUCGGUCAAUACAACUUUGGUGUCGUCGGCAGGUUAGCGGCGAUUAUGUCAAAACCUUCAUCCAACGUCAAGGCCCUGCAGGCUAAUCUGAACAUCCCGAUGGGAGCUUUGCGUCCGGGGGCGGGACAUCCUGCGAGGAGGAGAGAGGAGACGGGAGACACACACGAGGCACCCUCGCCGAUGGAGCAGCCGAGCGACGGCGCACACACGCCGCAGGAGGACAAAAAGACGUUGCCGGGCGCCGUCAAGCUGCCGGGCCCGGCCGUCAACCUCUCGGAACUGCAGAACGUCAAGAGCGAACUACGAUGGGUCACCAAGGAAUAGCAAAAGUCUUUUAGGACUGGGCGUCCGGGUUGCAAGAGAGGAUGAUGGACACUUUCUGAUCACCAUGGCGACGCUAGAAGAACUACAAUCACAUCACAGCAUCAACAAACUUUCAGUCGAGGGUCACACAGCAAAAAUCUGCUUCUUUUGAAGUAGUUUUUUGCUCUAAUUUAUAAUUUAGACAACGAUGUGAUGCCUUUCAAACGCAGAGACGAACUCAAGUUUUUGAGCCUUUUAAAUGGGUGAAGAUGAACCACAAAGACAUUUUAUUCUUCCGGUCUUCCAAACUAUUCAGCAGCCGUCAACAUUUUAUCUGUAAAUGGCCGUCUUUGAGGCCAAACUUUUCGACUUUUGUGUUAUUUUUGUGUUGUUGUCAUCUGGAGGGGCAAUAAAUCAACUUAGUCCAAUGGCAAUCAAAUCAAGUCAUUGUAUUAGCCACUCGGAAAAGUUCUCAUCUGCAAACUACAAUCACAAUAGGAAACAUAAAGUGUUACCUUGACUUACAAGUUUAUUUGUUCUGUGACAUAACUUAAUUUACUUGUGUAUGAAAUCAUUUUCCCCCAAUAAAAUGCAU
Phycodurus eques (leafy seadragon) is the source of this 1016-nucleotide messenger RNA. It is a transcript of the gene smpx, whose product is annotated as small muscle protein X-linked. NCBI's taxonomy places the organism in Eukaryota, Metazoa, Chordata, Actinopteri, Syngnathiformes, Syngnathidae. The record is from RefSeq and is a predicted model, not a curated record. Bases 164 to 442 code for a protein of 92 amino acids. The transcript has 5 exons. Gene Ontology annotation, cellular component: M band; muscle tendon junction; costamere.